Molecule: messenger RNA, 3006 nt
Organism: Ricinus communis (castor bean)
Lineage: Eukaryota; Viridiplantae; Streptophyta; Magnoliopsida; Malpighiales; Euphorbiaceae
Product: protease 2
Exons: 12
Coding region: 50-2533 (827 amino acids)
Biological process (GO): proteolysis
Molecular function (GO): serine-type endopeptidase activity
Source: RefSeq, a predicted model, not a curated record
AUAAAAUAAAAUAUACUGCCAAAAAAAUAGUGCCUUUUAAACGUUGUUCAUGUUUCUCUUCCAUUCUAUAGUCUCUGAACUGAACUCAAUGGCGCUUGCAGCUCUCUUAACUUCAAAAUCCUCACUCAAAGGAACCUCGGUUAUUUCACUUUCCUGCCUUCACUUAAUUCCCAUUAUACCCUCUUCUUCUUUCUCUUCCAACUGCAAACAGUAUCCUUCGCUCUCACAAUCUCCUCCAUUGCCAAAGAAAGUCCCUUUCACACUGUCUGCUCAUGGCAAAACGUGGCAAGAUCCUUACCAUUGGAUGAGAAACACCAAUGAUCCUGAUUUUAUCAGCUACCUUAACCAAGAGAAUUCCUAUGCCCAAGCUUUCAUGGCAGACACUCAGAACCUGCAGAGAACUUUGUUUGCUGAGAUGAAAAAUCGAUUGCCCACGAAAGCUUCUACUCCUCCUGAGCGUUGGGGUCCUUGGUUAUACUACCAGUACAUUCCAGAAGGGAAGCAAUACCCAGUUCUGUGCAGGAAGUUAGAGUCUGGGAAAUGUGGUUUGGUAAAGACAAUUCUCAGUUAUGGAAGUGGACAGUUUGGAAUGGAGCAAAUCUUGCUUGAUUGGAAUCAAAUUGCCGAACAAUAUGGUUAUGUGCAUGUGGGUACAUGCCGAGUUUCACCAGAUCACAACUUUCUUGCAUAUACACUUGAUGUUACUGGGACAGAGCAGUUCGUACUUCAUAUUAAGGACCUCAGAAAUGGAUCCACUGUUCCAAAAUCAGAAAUUAAUGGGGUUGUUAGUUUGGCAUGGGCUCAAGAUAGCAGCAGUUUGUUCUAUACAAUAUCGGAUGAGAAUCAACGACCUUACAGGGUUCUCUGCACAAAACUAGGAUGUGAUGAGAUAGAUGACGUCACAAUAUUUACAGAAAGUGAUUUGAGCUUUUGUGUGGAUAUAACAAACACAAAAGAUGGCAAGUUUAUAACUGUGAACUCAAAUUCAAGAACUUCAUCCGAGGAAGGAACUUACUUUUUUCAACUUAAAUGGCUUUUGGUUUAUGUGAUCGAUGCGGCCAAUCCACUUGAUGAUUUGCAAAGAGUAUACAAACGUGUUUCUGGUGUACAAUAUUUUUUGGAACAUCACUCUGGUUCUUUCUAUAUUCUUACCAAUGCUCCUUUAAGUGGACAGGCGAGUGGAAAUUAUUACUUGGCUACCUGCCAAGUUGAAGAUAUACAGUCAUGCAAGUGGCAGAAUAUCAUCCUUCCAAGUGAAGACAUGAACUUUCAGGAUAUGGACAUUUUUAAAGGGCAUUUGGUUCUAUUUCUUCAGAAGAAGGGUUUGCCUAUGAUAUGUUCCAUCAGUCUACCUAUCAAGGUCGAUCAUAAGAUUCAAAUGGGGGUUGAGGAUCUUAAUCCAUGGUUUUUCCCCCUUCCUUCAGAUCUAUGCAGCAUUGUUCCUGGGUCAAACCAUGACUUCAUGAACCCAGUAUACCGUGUGGUGUUGUCAUCUCCAGUGAUGCCUGAUGUGGCUGUGGACUAUGAUAUGUCAAAACAAGCAUUCUCGAUCAUACAUCAAGAGGAAGUAAGAGGAAUUUCUGGUGAUCAUGGAACAUGCUCGCCUACCUAUAAUAUAGAUACUCAUAAAUAUCUUGAAAUAGAGAAUGAUGAAGAAAAAAUUGGCCAAAGUACUAGAUUAACGAGAUGGAAAGACUUUUCUGAUGCAUACUGCUGUGAAAGGAAGGAAGUCAUUUCCCAUGAUGGUGUCAGGGUUCCCCUUACCAUCUUGUACUCUCAAAAGGCCUGGGAAAGGGGUCUGUCUCCUGGACUGUUACAAGGCUAUGGAGCAUAUGGAGAAGUUCUGGAUAAAAGCUGGUGCCCAGAACGCCUGAGUUUGCUUGAUCGUGGUUGGGUGGUGGCUUUCGCUGAUGUGAGGGGCGGUAGUGGUGGGGAUUCUUCAUGGCAUAAAUCAGGCAGUGGGUUGAACAAACUUAAUUCCAUAUAUGAUUUUAUAUCAUGUGGCAAUUUUCUCAUUGACGAGGGUUAUGUUCAUGGAGAUUGUCUUAGUGCAAUUGGAUUCAGUGCCGGGGGCCUUCUGGUUGGGGCAGCUAUCAAUAUGAACCCAAAUUUGUUUUGUGCUGCCAUAUUGAAGGUCCCAUUUCUUGACGUAUGCAACACGUUGUUGGAUCCGAGUUUGCCUCUUACAAUAUUGGACUAUGAAGAAUUUGGGAAUCCUCGGAUACAGUCCCAAUUUGAUUGUAUUCGAAGUUACUCUCCCUAUGAUAACAUCCGUCGCAAUGAUUGUGUUCCAUCGAUGCUUGUUACAGCAUCAUUUCUUGAUUCAAGGGUUGGCAUUUGGGAAGCUGCCAAAUGGGUGGCCAAAAUACGAGAUAGUACAUGCUUUAGUUGUUCUUCCUCGGUCAUUCUGAAGACAAAUAUGGCUGGGGGACAUUUUGGUGAAGGUGGUUACUACAGUCAAUGUGAAGAAACAGCAUAUGAUUAUGCCUUUCUUAUGAAAAUCAUAGGACAGCCAAAUGACAAAAGAAAGUAGUUAGGAUUGUUGCAGGGAGACUUUCUCAGGUCAAAAGGAAUAUUGCCGGAGUCGUUGUAGAGUGUGUUUCAUGCAAUCAACGUGUCUUGCUGAAGCUGAUAAAUAACUGGGAAAAGGGUUUCAAAACAAGCAACACUACAAUCCUGUCUUUCUAGAGAAGGCAACAAGUGUUCUUUGUAUGGUGAAUCUAUAGGGGGGUGAUACCUGGGUCUCCCCCAUCAAAUUAGAGGGCCACGUCAAGGACAAGACUCUGAUAACAUGGCAAAACCCGCAGAUGGUGGAUAUGUAAAAUUUCAGAAAUGCAUUGCUUUUACCAUUGGAAUAGAAGAGUUGAAACGCUACGAGUGAUGCUCGGAGAGAUAGUUUUAGAUGGUAGAUGAUUUUUGCUUCCUGGUAAAUGGUUCAGGGAGCAAGUAUUUCCCCUUCCAGAUUAUUAUAUUAUAUGAUGCAAAAGUCCCCAUUAACCUUGGACC